Messenger RNA from Morone saxatilis (striped sea-bass), 6584 nucleotides. Its product is annotated as zinc finger protein 236-like. Lineage: Eukaryota; Metazoa; Chordata; Actinopteri; Moronidae. Gene Ontology annotation, biological process: regulation of transcription by RNA polymerase II. Gene Ontology annotation, cellular component: nucleus. Gene Ontology annotation, molecular function: DNA-binding transcription factor activity, RNA polymerase II-specific; RNA polymerase II cis-regulatory region sequence-specific DNA binding. The record is from RefSeq and is a predicted model, not a curated record.
ACCUGAAGGUGCAUGUACAAGGAACCAGACGGUAGAUGUCUCCCUACUCCGUGCAGCUGGGAGUCUUCACGGGUACGAUGCUGUCUACGGAUGACCGAGUCGCCAUUUUGAAAAGCAAAUCGUUCACAGCACACCCGCCCUGAGUACUGGAACUAUGCCGCGGGGCCGGCCUCGCAAACUGAGAGUUAAAAGCAGCGACGAAACAGAUGCGGAUCCCAGUGAUGCUAAGGCGGAAAGUUUCAGUGAUGGAGAGCUCAAAGACAAGAAGUGCACAAUAUGCUCUCAGAUCUUUACCACUGAGAGCCAGCUGCAGAAGCAUCUCCGCGAACAUGAGAUCAACGAUAAGCCUCAUCGAUGUGACCAGUGCCCACAGACGUUUAACGUGGAGUUCAACCUCACACUCCACAGGUCCACACACACCACGUCCGACUUCACUUGCCCGGUCUGCAAUAAAAAGUUCUCCCGCAUCGCCAGCCUCAAAUCUCAUGUCAUGCUGCACGAGAAGGAGGAGAAUUUAAUCUGUGCAGAGUGCGGAGAUGAGUUCGUUCUUCAGAGCCAGCUCUCCCUGCACUUGGACGAGCACCGUAAAGAGCUGUCGGGCAUCAAGGUCUACACCUGCAAGACCUGCGAAAAGGAGUUCAAGACGUCCGCGCACCUCAAGGAGCACAUGAAGAGUCACGUCAAAAUGAGGCCGCUCAAUUCAAGUUCCAGAAACUACAAGAAAAACAUUGACCGCAGUGGGUUCACAAACAGCUGCCAUCACUGUGGAAAGGCUUUCAAAAAGCCCAGCCAGCUUGUUAGGCACAUACGAAUACACACAGGUGAGAGGCCUUACAAGUGUUCACACUGCAACAAGGCUUUCAACCAGAAGGUGGUGCUGCAGACUCACAUGGUGAGACACACUGGAGAGAAACCUCACCUCUGCAUGUUCUGCCCUGCUUCCUUCUCCCAGAAGGGGAACUUGCACUCCCACGUUCAGAGAGUUCAUUCAGAGACUAAAGGCGUGCCGCUGUUCCCGUGCAUGGACUGCAGCUGUGCAUUUAAGAAGCUGGGCAGUUUGAAUGCCCACAUCAGCAAGAUGCACAUCUCUGUUAUUGAGGUGCCCUCCAGCACUCCGGAGACAGAGACGACAGGUCAGGCUCCUGGGGGAUCAGAGGGCGGCGAGGGGGUGACAGAUGUCAUCCAGCAACUUUUAGAGCUCUCUGAACAGGUCAGCGGUGAGACAGCCCAGCCUCAACCUCCAGAGCCAGCUAUUACCAUGGAAACUGCCAUCAACCAGGACAUCCUGCAACAAGCUCUGGAGAACAGCGGGCUGAGUGUGGUUCAGCCGCAGGGUGACGCCACACCCAGGGAGUCGCAGAACCAGACCACUGAGGGCGCCGCUGUAGAAAGCAAGAAAGUACAAGGCCCUGACAAACCAGCCAGGGAGAAGAAAAGGAGCAUUUUCAAGAAACCUAUACAAAUGCCAGGCUCCAUCAGGGAGGAGAAUGGUGUUCGUUGGCAUGGCUGCCCAUACUGCUCCAAGGAGUUCAAGAAGCCCAGCGAUCUUGUUCGCCAUAUUCGCAUCCACACCCACGAGAAGCCUUUCAAGUGCAAACAGUGCUUCAGAGCUUUUGCUGUCAAGAGUACCCUCACCGCACACAUGAAAACGCACACGGGUAUCAAGGCCUUUGAGUGUCAGUGCUGUCUGAAGUGCUUCUCCACUUCUGGCAGCAUGAAAGUACACAUGCGUCUGCAUACAGGUGUCCGUCCUUUCCCCUGCCCUCACUGUGACAAGAUCUUUCGUACAUCAGGCCACAGGAAAACACACAUUGCUUCUCACUUCAAAAGCUUACAGCAGAAGAAGCACAAGUUUCCCCGAAAAACCAACAAAGCCAAAGUGUCCAAGAGUAACCUACCUCUGCCUGAUAUCCCCCUGCAGGAACCCAUCCUCAUCACUGACUUUGGCCUCAUCCCAUCCCAGAACCCUCGUUUGGCUUUCCAACAAUACCUGGAGGUGAUGGGCAACGACCGGCCGUACAAGUGCCAGUUCUGUAGUAAGGCCUACAAGAAAUCAAGCCAUCUGAAACAGCAUGUCAGGUCUCACACAGGAGAAAGGCCCUUCAAGUGUGUGCAGUGCAGUCGGGGUUUCGCCUCCUCAGGAGUCCUCAAGGCUCACAUCAGGACCCACUCAGGCCUAAAGGCAUACAAGUGCCUGAUGUGCGACACCACGUUCACCACCAGUGGCAGCCUGCGACGCCACAUGACCACCCACAGCGACCUGCGACCUUACAUGUGCCCUUACUGCCAGAAGACCUUUAAGUCAUCACCCAACUGCAGGAAGCACAUGAAAACACACAGAUAUGAACUGGCCCAGCAGCUGCAGCCCCAGUCAACAGAAGACCACUUAGGAGGGAGCACUGUGGCCCAUGAUAUUCAGGUGGAAAUAGAAGGGGAUUCCCUCCAGCAACCGUCUGCUACCUCAGCAGACCAACAAAGCAUGCUGGGACUGGGCCAGACAGAAGUUGUGAAUGGAGGUCAACAAGUGACGUUGGAGGCACCACUGACUGACCAACCCCUUGUUCAAGGUGAAGACUCAUACGUGACUACCCAACAUGCUUUGCCUCAGAAUAUCAGCCAGUAUGAGACACCAACACUCCCUCAGCCCGCUUUUGACCAACAAGCUCUAACCCAAGGCUUCACCAUCACUGAAUCAAGCUACAAUCAGUCCCAGUUCUCCACUGUUCAGCAGCUGCAGGAUUCCAGCACCCUGGAGUCUCAGGCCCUAUCUUCCAGCUAUCACCCCCCAAAUCUGCUCCACGUUUCCAGUGCUGAGGUGGUGCAGUUGGUGUAAUAAGGGCUUCAAAAAGUCAAGCCAUCUGAAGCAGCAUGUGCGCUCCCACACUGGGGAGAAACCAUUCAGAUGUCACAUCUGUGAACGAGCCUUUGUAUCAGGCGGGGUGCUGAAGUCCCACCUCAAUACACACACAGGAGUGAAGCCCUUCAAGUGUAAUGUCUGCGACGCCUCAUUUACUACCAAUGGCAGCCUGAACCGCCACAUGAUUAUCCACAUAAAGUCUUUCAAAUGCUCCAUGUGUGAUGAGAGCUUCAGGACCAGCCUGCUGUGUAAAAAGCAUAUGAAGAAGGAGCAUGCUGUGGAGGAUCAAAUUCUAGGCCUGGAUAGUCAAGACGUCGAGGAAGAGGAGGAGGAGGAGGAAGAAGACGAGGAAGGGGACCAGAAGACAUUGAAGAGGAGGGGCUUGGAAAUCAUCACAUUCACCGAGGAGCAGGCGGCCGAGCUGGCCAAAGAUCCCGGUGAGGAGGCCUCGGUGUCGGAGAGGAUCCUCGCCCAGUCAGCAGCUGAGAGGGAUCGGAUCAGCGAGAUCAAAGACAAGGCCGUGGAGCUGGAGACGGAACCCAAGUUUGCCAACUGCUGCGGCUUCUGCCCCAAGAGCUUCAAGAAGCCCAGUGACCUGGUCAGGCACAUUCGGAUCCAUACAGGGGAGAGACCUUACAAGUGUGAUGAAUGUGGGAAGAGCUUUACGGUGAAAUCUACCCUGGACUGCCAUGUGAAGACACAUACAGGUCAGAAACUGUUCAGCUGUCACAUGUGCAAUACCUCCUUCUCAACAAAGGGCAGCCUAAAAGUGCACAUGCGCCUCCACACUGGCUCCAAGCCCUUUAAAUGUCCCUUCUGUGAACUCCGCUUCAGAACUUCAGGCCACCGCAAAACCCACAUCCAGUGCCACUUCCGGCCAAGCAGCGAAAGAAACAAAUCCAAGCGGUCUGCCUCGUCGAGUGGUCAGGCCAAUCAGGGUCAAGACCCAGGGACGGGGCAGGCUGUGGCAACGGGCCAGGGGCAGCAGCAGUCAGUUUCAGAGGCUCUUCAACCCGUGGGUCUGCUACAAACCCCCAACUCUGACCCCAACAUUUACCUCCCAGCCAACCAAGUCCUAACAGGGCAGUUUGACCAAAAUCUACUGCAACCAGGACUAGUGGGACAAGCCAUCCUGCCUGCCUCCAUGUCAGCUGCUGGAGACCUGACUGUGUCGCUCCCAGAUGGCCUGACCACACUGGAUGGCAUCCACCUGCAGUUGACGCCUGCCAACCUGGUGUGCCCCAACGUCCAGAUCUCUGGCAUCGACACCAGCAACAUCAACAACAUCACACUACAGAUUGACCCUGCCCUCCUCCAGCAGACCUUACAACAAGGCGGCCUCCUUUCUCAACCCCUGAGUGUUGACACCACUGGCCUCGUCUCCCACUCUGGCAGCCAGCUCAUGUCCACCACUGACCCCUCCGUGUCCGCCAACGUCGUCAUCCACCCACUGACCAGCCUGGCCCUGCAGCCCUCCGCCAUCACACCUGCUCAGGUCACAAUGGCCAGCCUCUCUGAGCAGGAUGCUACAGGGUCUCAGGACCUAAGCCACGUCAUGGGCAGCUCGGGGUUGAUAGCCGGAGGCGCCAAUGGUCAGGAGAUCACACUGACCAUCAACAAUCCCAGCCUGACUCAAGCCCUUGCCUCAGCUUCUUGUUCCGGCGCUGCAGCAGGAAACCCUCAGGAGAUCACCCUCACCAUAUCAGGUCAGGAUCUGCUCGCCCAGCAUAGCAACCAUAAUGGUGCCGAAAUGAACGGCAGCAUCAGGCUGGCAUCACCACUUAAUAGCCAGCCCACCAGCGCGACCCUGACUAUCACCAAUGACCACCUCCUACCUCAGAGCCCCGCCAACACUGGAAUGGCAGUCUCCAGCCUACCCCCUAGCACCACCCUGUCACAUACUACAGUGUCUCAGAGCCUAGUGAUGUCACCAGGAGGCGUGGCCAGCGAUAACAGCGUCACACUGACACUGGCAGAUGCUCAGGGUAUGCUGGAGGGUGUCACUCUAAACCUCAAUACACAGGGUCAGACCUUUCCUGCGGUUCUGAAUGAUUCCAGUCUAUCAGGACAGCCAGCCAGCUCGGGCCAGCAGGUCAUACUAGUCAGCCACCAUUCCCAAUCCACAAAUGGAGCGUCAGACAAUGGAUACAAUAUCACUGAUGACAGCCAUAAAGGGGGGAAGGACUGCCAGGCGGAGGCUGAUAAUCGGAACCAGUGUUACUACUGUAAUCAGGUGUGCCAGAACGCCAACACACUGCGACGCCACUGUAGACAAGCUCACGGCAAGGACCGCUGUCACGUCUGCAGUCUCUGUAACAAGGCCUUUAAGCGAGCUACACACCUGAAGGAACAUGAACGAGUGCACCAGCCGGGCCCAUCACCCAGCUCCCAGAAACCCAGAGUCUUCCACUGCUCCUCCUGCGCCAAGUCCUUCGCCAAGCGCAGCCAGCUGGAGAGACACAACCGAACACACACAGGCGAGCGGCCCUUCAAGUGCAGUCAGUGCGACAAGGCCUUCAACCAGAAGAGUGCUCUGCAAGUCCACAUGGUCAAACACACUGGAAAAAAGCCCUUCAAGUGUGAGGUGUGCAGCAUCAGGUUCACCCAGAAGAGCAACAUGAAACACCACAUGAAGAGAUCCCACGGCUACGGUCAGAUCCAAGAAGUGUCCCUGAGCCAAGAAGAACAAGCGGCCCAGGUUGAGGUAACGCCUGAACUGGACCUGGAGGUGGUUCCUGAAUCAUCCGGGGACUGGCACAGUGUCUUCCCCUGAACACGAACAACACAAGUCCUAGAGUCAAAAAGCACUGUACUGCUUCCUGAGCACUGAUUGAGUUUUACAACUGAACAGCAAAGUUUUGCCAAACCUUUUCCUCGUCUCAAAAGGGUUAUUCGGUUAGAAAAAAAGAUUGAAGACAUCGUAGAUUUGCUCCACUGUAUGUCGAGGGCUUUUACCCAAGUAGCAGUCCCCUGCUGUUUAUCCAAAUUAGCAGUCAAGUAAGGGGAGUCUGGUUCCCUGUGAUUGGCUUAAUGACUUUUAUCUGUUUUGCGACUGUCUGAUUGUCAUCAAUAUGAUGACCUCCGGAGAGGUUUGGCUCAAUAAACGCAGGCAUCCCAGAGAAUUCACUCAGGAGAUGCAGGUCCCUCUCAUGCUGACCCUGUUGGAAAGAGAGGAAACUGUAUUCUGCGAAAAAGCUCCCCAGAGACAUUAUUGGUCUGCUCACAGGGAUGUACACGAUGCUGAAACCAACUCUACUGCUGUCUUGGCUUCAGUAACAGCUGUGUAAGAGAAAGAAGCUUUUUUUCACUGGUCCACAAGAAAUUAGUUUUUUUUUAUAUAUUUAUACUGUACAUAUUUCAUCUUAAAAUUUGCAGUUUGUUACAUACAGUUUGUUUUAGUUAGAAACCAGCGCCCAUAGUGGUGAGGACUGUUUCUUCAGUUCGAUGCUGUAUGAGCUGUAGACCGAACGUCAGUAUCAUUUAGACUCUCGCAGCACCAUCCUUUUAUUUACUGUCAUUCUGUAAAUAGUGUAGUUAGAUUGCGUAUAUUUUCUGAUGAACCGCCACAACGUGGAUUGGUUGGAAAUAUGUAAUUUGAGCAUAAUGUUGCAUUUGUUAUGAAGCAAAGCCAAUGUACAGACGAUAAGCUGUUUUUUUCUUCUUUUUUUUGCAGUUGUAUUUUCUAUUGUCCAUAAUAAAUUAAGAUUAAAGUAAUUUUUCUACUAAU